AUGGAUGCAUUCAGAGCAUUUGAAAAUGGGUCUGCUCCUGCCAGAUGGGAUCCCUUCCGUCGUCCCUUGGACUCCAUCCAGCCCUGGCAAUUCAGGCUUCUAGCAGCAGUAAUGUUGUUGGUGACCUCCCUGUCACUUGCUGAGAACCUGGCUGUAAUCCUGGUAACUUUUAAGUUCAAGCAAUUGAGACAACCUGUCAAUUAUAUUAUAGUCAAUUUGUCUGUGGCUGAUUUCCUGGUCUCACUGACUGGUGGUACCAUCAGCUUUUUAACAAAUCUAAAAGGUUAUUUUUUUAUGGGAUACUGGGCUUGCGUAUUGGAAGGAUUUGCUGUCACAUUUUUUGGCAUUGUAGCUCUCUGGUCCCUUGCUCUGCUGGCUUUUGAGCGGUACGUUGUGAUCUGCCGCCCGCUGAGAAACUCACGCUUGAGGGGGAAGCAUGCAGCCCUAGGUAUUGCCUUUGUGUGGAGUUUUUCCUUCAUUUGGACCAUUCCACCAACAAGUGGUUGGAGCAGUUACACCCCCAGUAAGAUUGGAACUACUUGUGAGCCUAACUGGUACUCAGGAGCUGAUGCUGACCGUACAUACAUUAUUACCUUCUUCACCACCUGCUUUGUAGUACCCUUAUUGGUGAUUUUGGUAUCCUAUGGAAAACUGGUGCAGAAGUUAAAAAAGGUGUCAGAAGCCCAAGGCAGGCUGGGAACUACCAGGAGACCUGAAAGACAAGUGACCAGAAUGGUUGUUUUUAUGAUCAUUGCCUUUCUAAUCUGCUGGAUGCCAUACGCUACCUUUUCUAUCCUAGUCACUGCACAUCCCUCCAUUGAGCUGGAUCCCCGUCUGGCAGCAGUUCCAGCCUUCUUUUCCAAAACAGCUACCGUGUAUAAUCCAAUUAUUUAUGUCUUUAUGAACAAACAGUUCAGACAGUGUCUGAUUCAGUUGUUCAGUUGCAGUGCCAUAGGAGCUGCAGAGUGCAGCGUGAACCUGGCUGCAGAGAGAGCAGGGCUAACCCCGGACAAGGAGAUGGCCCCCAUGGCAGCUCAUAGCUCCAUUUCUGAGAGGAAAACUGGAGAUGAACACACGAGCUGCAACCUUUGGCUUUGUUGACAGCUUCAGAAAACAAGAAGAGUGGGAGAUGAGGUCAUUAAUGCAAUGCCACAGUGUAUUUAAUUGUUACAAUCACCUAAUAUAAAGAGAUGUUGUCACGGGGGACGUUGUGUGCUGAGGACACAAGCUUUUCAAGUCCCAGGCUCCUCAGUGUGUGUAAGAGCUGCUUGGCCUGUGGGUGCAAACAUCCAGCCCCAAGGUGAGUCCCUUCCUCCACUGCAUUUCUCCUGCCAAUCCACACCAGCUUGCAGCAGGUAGUGGCCCCACACCUCUGUCUCCCUGCACUCCCCAAGUGCCUGUUUCUGCUUC
Messenger RNA from Serinus canaria (Common canary), 1410 nucleotides. Its product is annotated as opsin-VA-like. The transcript is spliced from 5 exons. Gene Ontology annotation, cellular component: photoreceptor outer segment; membrane. Gene Ontology annotation, molecular function: G protein-coupled receptor activity. The record is from RefSeq and is a predicted model, not a curated record. Bases 1 to 1101 code for a protein of 366 amino acids. Gene Ontology annotation, biological process: visual perception; G protein-coupled receptor signaling pathway; phototransduction. Lineage: Eukaryota; Metazoa; Chordata; Aves; Passeriformes; Fringillidae.